CUAAUACAUGUCGGUCAUUAUUUAAUAGAGAAACAGUGCAAGAAUUCGGAGUUGCCAUUUCGUGUUUUUUGUGGGCCACCAAUUGAAGGUAUACAAAAGUCAUUAUAUUAUACUAUAUUUGUCAUUGUCAAUUCAUUUUAAAAAUCAUUUUAAUAUGAGUACUUUAUGUCCCACUGUAUGUCCUCCAGGGGCAAAUGGGGGGGACCCUAGUAAAUGGAAGCCCCCAGACAAUUUGGAGGAUCUGCCUUUAGACUCUUUACCUGAGGUGGCAGGAUAUGAUGUAAUUUUAGGGGGUAUUUCUAUGAAUGCUACUGGGAGAUUUUAUAAUAUUAUUGGAGUUAGAUCUAAAGAUAUUCAACCAAAAUCAGAUAACCCGCAAUCUCCACCUCAAGAUAUUCAACCAAAAUCAGAAGACUCGCCAUGUCCACCUCAAGAUGUUCAACCAAAAUCAGAUAACUUGCAAUCUCCACCUCAAGAUAUUCAACCAAAAUCGGGUAACUCGCAAUCUCCACCUGAAGUUCAACCAAAAUCAGAUGACUCGCCAUGUCCACCUCAAGAUGCUCAAGCAAAAUCGGAUAACUUGCAAUCUCCGCCUGAAGUUGUUCAACCAAAAUCAGAUGACUCGCCAUGUCCACCUCAGGAUGUUCAACCUAAAUCAGAUAACUCGCAAUGUGCUGCCAAAUGAGGCCUACAAUGUCUGAAAAUAAAGUAUUAAAAAUGUAUUUUGUU
This is a messenger RNA of Brassicogethes aeneus, 729 nucleotides long. The record is from the annotation of a GenBank genome assembly. NCBI's taxonomy places the organism in Eukaryota, Metazoa, Arthropoda, Insecta, Coleoptera, Nitidulidae.